UAACAGCAGCGUUAACGGUCGCUCCUUGACCGAUUCCCGCUGUUUUGUUUGUGUGUGUGUCCACGCGCCUCUCUCUCUCUCUCUCUCUCCCUCUCCUUCUCUCUCUCUCUCUCUCCCAUCACACACACUCGCUGCACAUCACCCGCUACAACCACAACACGCGCUCACACACCGCCAUCCUGCGUGUGACACACCGCUGGUUUAGCUAGCCGGCUAACGUUGCUUCUUACCAACUGGCGGCGUCGUCUUGGUGUUUAAAUCUUGUUCGUCGUGGUGUUAUGUGCGGACGAGAUUAUCGUUGAAGUAGCGGAUUAUCUGCAUCCCUCCUCGGCUGACCGGGAGCCGCCAUGGAGUGCCGUGUUCUGUCCAUACAGAGCCAUGUAGUCCGGGGAUAUGUGGGCAACAAGAGCGCCUCUUUCCCAUUACAGGUUUUAGGAUUUGAGGUAGACUCCAUCAACUCUGUCCAGUUCUCCAACCAUACAGGUUAUUCUCACUGGAAAGGCCAGGUGUUGACGGCAGAUGAGCUCCAUGUUCUUUAUGAAGGAAUCAAACUGAACAACGUCCAUCAGUAUGACUACGUUUUAACAGGGUAUACCCGAGACACAUCCUUCUUGGAGAUGGUUGUGGACAUUGUUCAGGAGCUAAAGAGAGCCAACCCCAACCUGGUGUAUGUAUGUGACCCCGUCCUCGGUGAUCACGGAUCUAUGUACGUUCCUCAGAAUCUUUAUCCGGUCUAUAAGAACAAGGUGGUUCCUGUUGCCGACAUUAUUACUCCUAACCAGUUUGAGGCAGAAUUAUUGACAGGGAAAAACAUCAGCACAGAAAAAGACGCUGUAGAGGUUAUGGACCUUCUCCAUGCCAUGGGCCCAGACACAGUGGUCAUCACCUCCUCUGAUCUGCCCUCCAGACUGGGGGACCGCUUCCUUGUGUCGUUGGGCAGCCAGCGUCAUGUUCGUCCUGACGGCAGCAGGACGACACAAAGAGUUCGAAUAGAAGUUCCCAAAGUGGACGCCGUCUUUGUAGGAACUGGAGAUUUGUUUGCUGCUAUGCUGCUAGCGUGGACACACCACUACCCUAAUGACCUAAAGACGGCCUGUGAGAAGACGUUUUCAGUGAUGCACCACGUCAUCCAGAGGACCAUUUCGUAUGCUCACGAGUUAGCAGGACCUGGUCGGAGGCCCAGUCCGCCCCAGCUGGAGCUGAGGAUGGUUCAAAGUAAAGCUGACAUAGAGGACCCUGCGAUAGUUACGGAGGCCACAGUCAUAUCCUAACAUUACCGACCCAUAAGACUCAUACUAACCGUGUCCUCUUCACCCAUAAAUCUCUCAAAUCCUGUAUCUCGGUAAAUCUCUCAUCACUGUAAACCUUGACUGUCAUUUCCAAACUUCAACACGUCAUUAUCCAGACUCCUGAAACCCCUCAGUAUUGUAACCCUUUUAGUCCUUUCAUCCUAAACCCUUUACCCCUUUAAGUCCUCUGUGUCCUAACCCCUUAAAACUGAACCUUUAACCUGUAACUCCCCGGCCCUUUUACCCAAACCCUGUUUGGAAACCAGAGCCAUGGAUAGACAGAUCAUUGGUCAGCUUGGACUGCGGCGGUUUGUCACUGCCUCUGCUCUAAUCGGCUAUGUGAGUGUAAAGCUCCACUGCAUGCUGUGGUACAGUGUAACUCCACAAGCAUAACAAUAGCAUUCCAUAUAUGAAGGAUUAAAUGUAAAAAAAAGACUAAAUAUGAGCGUGAUAAGGUUUUUUAGAAAACCCGUUCAGUCAGCUACAUGAUUAGUUUUGAAAUUAGUUUUGCUGUUAAAGUCAGAUUUGGACAAAGUUAAUGUCAUAUUUUUUUAUACCAAACGUGGAGGAAUAGUGCACAAACAUGUCACUGUGUCCUGUUGCAUGCUGGAGUACACAUCUACAUCAGUGCAGUGAGGUGAGAAGCUAAACCUCCAAAAGGUCGGCAAAACAAGAUUUCCAGUGUUUUUUUUCUAGUAUUGUUAAGUUAAAACUAGCAAUACUACACAUUCACCUCACUUACACCUGCUAUUAAAAUUUGGAUCUGUAUCCAGAUAAGCUACCUGGAUAAUAAACGAUCCGAUCUCGCCUUUGUGUUUACACCUGUUAUUUUUAAUGCGUUAACAUCAUUGAGAUCAGAUCUCUGUCCUCAACAGCAAAUAAGCAACUCUUCAAAAAAACAAAUCACAGACUUUUGUGAGUUGUUGAGUCUGGGGGAAACUCUGUGAAACACUGUCUACAACAAAUUCUUAAUUAUUUGUGCCCUCUUGUAAAUUUUGCUAAAACAACAGAUUAAGUUGUUCUUUGUGUAAGAAUAUAAUUCCAGUUUGUCCCGGUGUGUUGCAGUACCAGUGUGGACACUUCUCUGUGACUAGAUCAAUUCUAUGCCUUGUUAACGUGCACAUAUGCUGCACAUACAUAUAUCAUUGAUUUCCCACCAUACUGCUUUGAUUUUCUGUUGAAAAGCCACAAAAAUAAGCUCUCAUGUUGGAGGAUUUUUUGUGAUGUUGCAAUUAGAAAAAAACACAGUAUUUACCCCAAAUCCAAAGUUUUUUAGUCCAGCUGCUGAAUGCUCUCCAAAACUCUACCUCUAAACGAUUAAAUAUAAACUUGUCUACUUCAUCGCUCCGUUACUGCCACUCAGCUCAGCUCAUGUACUCUGUUUCUUUUUGUCGCACUCCAGCGUUGGUCCUCCACACCAGUUGCCCAGCAGCAGGAUUGCUGCACUAACACUGGUGGUACUGGAAUGAUCAAACACUGUUUAUCUAUGGCUCUGCCCACCACUAUUUCAGCCCCCUCCCUGUCUUACAGCAGUGAUGUAAUGGUGACCAAGUCUAACCCCUGAGACCCCUUGAAAAUAUAACAAAGGAAAAAAAAACGCACAAUGUAUAGUUGAUGUAUAGAUGUUGUACUAUAACUGUAUUGGACCAUCUGUAUGAUAUCUUCUAUCUGAUCUGUCUAUUGGACCAUUGUGUUGAUGCUACUGUACUAUAGACCACACGCACUACAAUAUCACCCAAACCAGAGACAUCUGGGCUGGUUCUGGCACUCCUGGAGGCUCCAGCGGCUCCGGUUGUCGUCAAGUCUUAGUAUUAGGUAAUUGUCUAAUAGUCAUAGUCUAUAGUUGAACCUCUUUCAUCUCAACAAACGUAAAAUAAAAAUGGGCAACCCGAGCUGUCUGAGCCGUCCCUGGCCGGUUUUACUUGUGCUAGACCAAUCAGAAAUCGGCUACCUCAGUGCCAGAACCAACCCACAUCAUGCCGGGUGGUUCCCGGCCCAGCUCUGGCCCAGAACCCUAUAUCUGAGAGUUGUGCCACUGAAUUUACUGGAGGCCUCGACAAGUUGUAAAGGGGACCCUCGUCAUCAUGGCGGCAGACUUCCCCCACGUCCAGCAGCAGCUCUGGAAACGUUUGUUGUAGAAAAUGUCUUUGGUUCACUUCACACUCCACUGUGACUCAGCAACAGACAUGAUGCCAGAAGUUUCCAUUAACAUUUUAAUACGAUGGCAGUUGAAUUUUUCAGUUAAAAAUAGGAUAAGAAAUCCGCAGUACUGCCUGGGUAAACUGAUGCCUGUUUUAAAAGACUGUUAUCCUGUUAGCAAAGCAGAGAAUAUCAGUGAUAUAGCCUGUUUUGUUUUUUAAUUGGCAGUUAUUUUUUUAUUGCCUGAUGUAGUUUUUUUCCAAUUCUUGUUUUGUCUUUAAAAUGACAUAAUUUUGUGAAAAUACUUCCUAGAACCCAUUGUGACGCCUUAAAAUUGCAUGUUUUUCAACCAAAUAGUCCAAUAGAUCCAAUUAUAUUCAAUCUGCAGUGAUACAGAGCAGCACAUCCUCACAUCUGAGGAGCUGGAACCAACAAAUUUGACAUCUUUGCAUGAUAAUGAGUUAAUGAUUAAUUAAAAUUUCAAAGUGGACUGUAGAUAUCUCCUAAGCUAGCUAACUAAGUAGCUAACUUCCUACCUUGAAGCAGUCACAUGAUCCGGCUGAUUACAUAUAUUAUUCCUGGAAAUGAUGGUGGUCAUACAAAUGUUGUGGUUAAAUUAACACUGAAUUAAACCUGGCCACCACGGCGUUGCAGUAUUCUGUUUUUCACAGUGGAGUGUGAGGAAAGAGGUGAGGAGGACCUGACAUGCGACCGUGGUCAUGAGCCGGUUUCAAACCAAUGAUGUCGCGAGAACUUGGCAUGUGCCUUAGCCCGCUGAGCUACCAGGGCACCAAAGGAGCUGAGAUUUUAAUGAGUUUGACAUUUUUAAGUUACAUUUUCGCCCCCCUCGUUGCUUCCUGAAUUUGAAUGUUCAGUCAUUGCUUAACAUCAGGAAACUGCUGAAAUUUCGACUUACUCUGCUUGGCAAAAAAACAAAAACAAAAAAAACCCCACCUUUUUGGAAAGUGUGAACCAAAAAACCAGAGGCUUAAAAAAAAUAAAAAAGCAAAAGAAGAAUCCAGACGCCGUCAGUGUCCCACCUGAGCUGGAUGUAAGGUUCUGGGCAGGCCAGUGUAAUUCUGUACUGCUGUCGUUUCUCUAUGGACUGUACUGUGAUACUGCCUUAGGAACCUAAUAUCAUAACACCACAGGAGGAGGGAGGAGGAGGGGGAGGAAGGAAACAUGACAUGCAAAUUUCUGUUCUACAGUGCGCCUGAAACGAGGAAGAGAUGAGAUUGCAUAUGCUCUGAUUUUCUGUUUGAAUCUAUAAAAAUCUUUCAUAGGGCUUCAUUGUCAGUUCGUGUUAUAUGAUUAUUCUUUAGCGACCAGUGAAUCAUUUGGUUUAUGAAAUGACUGAAAAUUGUCUCACAAUUUCUUUCCUUUUUUUCUCAAAGCCCAGAAAUUCAUUUUCAGUGAUACGAAACAGAGAAAAGCAGCACAUUUUAAGCAGUUUUUUGCUCGGUAAAUGAUUUAAACAUGUAAUCAAAUUAUUGUCCAUUAACUUCCUGUCAAACAAAUAAUUGAUUUGUCGUUUGAGCCCACAGAAAUAUUACUUCAUAGACUAGAGACUCAACGGUAAUCUGAAAACCCCUCUUGGAUUAAUGUUGGGGGAAAAAUGCAGUCUCAUUUUUAAAAUUGCAAUAGUUUAUAUGGAUUUUUGUAUUAGUACAGUUGUAUUGUGCCACUGUAGCACUGAUCGUCAUAUCAGUAACAGACUGCUGUGUCUGUGUGCUCGGCCAACCAGCUUUAAGAUCUGCACUAUCCAAUCCUCUGCUUCCUGCUAACAAACCUGUCAGCCGUGUCGCUGGGUCAAAAUGUUUCUAACUGUCGUGUCCGUGCGUGUUGUGUGUGAGAGAGUGUGUACAUGUGUAUAUAAAUGUCCUUUAUGGUCACAGGGUUUUGUGUGUGUGUGUGUGUGUGCGCGCGCGCAUGUGACAUGAAAGAGGAAAUCCCUGAAAGGUCUGACUAACGUAACGGGGGAUGAGAGAAGAGGAGGGUGAAGAGAAGACAGGAAUAGUGCACACGAGGAGGGGAGGGGAGGUGUGUUGAAGAGGACAAUCAUUCUGUGAUGUUAUGCAGUGUUUCCCCUUGUCUGCUGAACAACUACAGGACUGUUCUGGACUUGUUGAAAGGGCGUUCAAAUCUUCAGCGUUUCCUCGAUGCCCCUCACAUCCCCUCUUUCACUUCCUCCCCCUCCGACCGUCCACAUGCAGACACAUCUGUCCUUUGAAGCUGCAGUGCCAGUCGUUGUGUCUGUAUCGCUUUUUAAACUUAGCCUCGCUGUGUGUGUGUGUGUGUGUGUGUGUGUGUGUGUGUGUGUGUGUGUGUGUGUGUGUGUGUGUGUGUGUGUGUGUGUGUGUGUGUGUGUGUGUGUGUGUGUGUGUGUGUUAGAUGGUUAUACUGCACCCCGACUUCCUGCUAACUCUGCCUGAUUGCCACCACAGUCCCGGCCUCUUCUCCCAUGCUGGUCUCAACCAGCAUCAGUCUCCACUUGCUUGCCGUGUCUUUACAACUUAACUUUGCUGAAGUAUCGUUCAAAAAGCUGCCGUUGCCCACGCUGCUCUCCCUGCUUUCAGUCACUCUUCCUCCAUUCUAACAGUUAGACCCGCAUCCGAUUCCUCCACCAAACAUCUGGAUUGAGUUGCACCAGCUCUUUGUGAAUAAUUCACUAAAUUUGUCCUUCGAUGCUAGUUCCAAACUCCUGAUCAACGGGAUCAGGUUGCACCUUUACAACUUCAGAAAUGUUGAGUUUUUUAAAGUUGAGAGUGAGUUGUGAUGAGUAACAGGAUCCAACAUGAACACACACUUUCGUGCCAGUUAAAACACUUUUUGGGAUGCUAUAUUAGAUAUUUCUGUAUUGUUUUGUUUCCUCUUCGCUUUUCUGAUCAAACGAUGAGGCAGAAUAACUGAGUUUUAGUGAUAAACUAAUAGCUUAAGAUGUUUUUUUUUUCAACUUGAAAAGCUAACAUGAUCAACAUUACUUGGUCAUUAAGUCAAAGAUAUUAGCAUAACAUUUGAGGUAUAUUGUAUUUUUUUGGUAAUUUAAUGCUUUAGCAGUUUCUCUUUUAAAUAAACAGCAUGUUGAAGUGUUGUGUCUCAGUCUGUCACUUCAGUCCAAGCUAAUGUUGCUGCUGACACGCUAGCUCUGUUAGCUAACAGUAUAAAUAUUUCGUAACUAUGAGUCUCUUGUAGGUGUAACCUGUUUUCAUUCAGCUAACUCUGAACUCACAAACCGCUGGUGCAGCCGGCUGCCGGUUACUGAUGAGCUAAAGAUGGCUGCCUUUGGGCGGGAUCGUGUAACCGAUCCCGCCACACUGGAAAUAUUGGUUGUUGCAUGUUUUUUAGUCGUUGACCUGAAGCGUUGUUUCACCGUCACAUUCGACGCUGAAUGAAAGCUGGGCCGCUGGACUUCUCUGUCCACCAGUCAAAUCUUAUAACUGGUUUGCUCCACCAACUCCUGAGAAAAUUGCGCCAACUUUCUUCCUCAGCCACUUUUUGGCCGAGCAGCUUUUAAUCGACUUGUGUGAGCUUGUGGGCUGACAGCAGCUACCUACGAUUUUAUGUGAGCUGCCACUUUUAGGUUCGAGUUGGAGCCGAAAGCUGCAGAGAGCUGCAGAGCUGCUGGGAUGUUCAGAGGGAAAAGCACUUCUAGCAACCUUUCUCUGAGAUUAAAGGCAGUCGUGUCAUUCAGUGUUGCUAUAAAGCAUAUUUCUAACCUGCUCUUUAAGGCUAAAUUAACGGAGCUCUACAGCUUCCCAAACCACAAAUUAACUGAAAACAAGCUGAGUAACAAAGAAGUGAUUAAUUCAUGUUUUACUUAAAGUGCGACGUUAACCAACAUGUAACGAGCAGAACUCUCUCUGUGCUGUGUGGUCAGGCCCCCUGGUUACCGGUCUGUUCGUCUGUCGUUUAGAUGGUUACCGGUGACUCGGCCCGAUGCUCCAUGCUGUCCAGGCCCCCCGUGCCCGUUGAGAUAGACCCCCCUCCCCUCACCCCCAUCCAUUUGGUUAGAAAAUGGCUGCCACAAAAAAAAAAACAAAACGCAACGGCCCAACUGACUGCGGUCCCCUCCUCUGCCGGUCGACAGUUUCAUCUCCGCCAUCCUGUCUUUCUGUUCUUGGUGGCCAAAACAAAACGAGGAAAUGUAAUAAUCAUUGUUUGGUAACUGUUUUUAGUGCUAUGUUUUUGGAGCGUUACGAGUAUUUUCUAACAUGUUACAAUAAAAGAUUGUAGUGUACAAAUUCACAUUUAUAAAAUAUGCUAUAUAUAUAGAUAUAUAUGAGAAAUGUAUG
Chelmon rostratus (copperband butterflyfish) is the source of this 7720-nucleotide messenger RNA. RefSeq names its product pyridoxal kinase-like. NCBI's taxonomy places the organism in Eukaryota, Metazoa, Chordata, Actinopteri, Chaetodontiformes, Chaetodontidae. The record is from RefSeq and is a predicted model, not a curated record. Gene Ontology annotation, cellular component: cytosol. The transcript has 11 exons. Bases 348 to 1271 code for a protein of 307 amino acids. Gene Ontology annotation, biological process: pyridoxal 5'-phosphate salvage. Gene Ontology annotation, molecular function: pyridoxal kinase activity.